AUGUCUGUCCGCGCCGUACCCUCGACACCGCGUGUCAUCUCUCCCAGCCCGACACCGUCAGAGAUCGACGCAAUGUCACAAGACAACUACUUUGGCCCUACAACGAGAUCAGCAACGAGAAAGCGUCUCACUACUCCUCAGCCGGUAGAGGAGAGGACAGAAGAGGAUGACUAUGAGCCGACGACCAUGCGCAGAUCGCGCACACGAAGCCGCUCCCCGAUCGAGUCUCGCCGUAUUACACCGAUGACGACCGUCAAGACGCAGACGAAACCACCCAAAUCACCCGUCAUCCCGAGCGAACCGAUCUCGAAUGGUGUCGCUCUCAACGGCGAUGCGAACGGCAACGGCAAGGCACCGACGGCCAACGGCCACCUGGCCCCUCCUUCAGCCGCUCCCACAGGAUGGAGCUGGCGAGACUUCAGCCGAAGCCCGAGUCCGCUGGGCUUGAUACCUAUUCACAGGAAAUGGAGGACGUUUGUGCACAAGCACGAGGUGCCAAGAAAGGUGCUUCACGUCUCGAUCGGAUUCUUCACAUUAUGGCUCUACAUUUCGGGUAUUCAGACAAGCUCAGUUGCACCGUGGCUCAUGGCUGCGCUGAUGCCUAUCGCGACGGCCGACUACCUGCGUCACAACUACGCCUCCUUCAACCGGUUCUACGUCUCGGUGCUCGGCGCCUUGAUGCGCGAGAGCGAGUAUGCGGGCUGGAACGGCGUCAUCUUCUACCUGCUCGGCGCCUGGGCUGUCCUCAAGUUCUUCCCCAAGGACGUCGGUGUCAUGGGUGUCCUGCUCCUCAGUUGGUGCGAUACCGCUGCCAGCACUUUCGGUCGCAUGUACGGCGCAUACACCCCGCGCAUCCGCAAGGGCAAGUCUCUUGCGGGAUCGACAGCGGCCUUCCUGGUCGGCAUUGCGUCGUCCUACUUGUUCUGGGGCUGGCUCGCGCCGAGAACGGGACCUUUCCCCGGCGACGAGCAGUAUCCCUUCAUGUUCACCGGGGCUCUUCACUUACCCCGCGCCAUCGCAAGCGCUGUGGGGCUCUCGGAUGCUCAGGCCACCAUCACCGGACCGCUAGCGCUUGGUGUCAUGGGUCUGUGGUCCGGCUUUGUGGCGGCCGCCAGUGAGGUGGUGGACAUUUUCGGCUGGGACGACAACCUAACGAUUCCAGUGCUCAGCGGAGCCGGUAUCUGGGGAUUUCUCAAGAUCUUUGGCUAG
Colletotrichum chrysophilum is the source of this 1209-nucleotide messenger RNA. RefSeq lists its product as uncharacterized. Gene Ontology annotation, biological process: phosphatidic acid biosynthetic process. Gene Ontology annotation, cellular component: endoplasmic reticulum membrane. The record is from RefSeq and is a predicted model, not a curated record. The coding region runs from base 1 to 1209 and encodes 402 amino acids. Gene Ontology annotation, molecular function: ATP-dependent diacylglycerol kinase activity. Lineage: Eukaryota; Fungi; Ascomycota; Sordariomycetes; Glomerellales; Glomerellaceae. The transcript has a single exon.